Messenger RNA from Zingiber officinale, 1314 nucleotides. RefSeq names its product bZIP transcription factor RISBZ2-like. Lineage: Eukaryota; Viridiplantae; Streptophyta; Magnoliopsida; Zingiberales; Zingiberaceae. Gene Ontology annotation, biological process: regulation of DNA-templated transcription. The coding region runs from base 107 to 1126 and encodes 339 amino acids. Gene Ontology annotation, molecular function: DNA-binding transcription factor activity. The transcript is spliced from 6 exons. The record is from RefSeq and is a predicted model, not a curated record.
UAUAGAUCGUGCCCGGACCGCCAUUGUUGCCAGAAAUGGGUGUGGAUUGUGGAGCGCCGAUGGCGAUCGAUGUAAGGGAUUGAGUAGAGAAGGGAGGGGGAGUUUUAUGAAUUCCGGCGUCGGAUCGCCCUCGAGGAGGAGCUGGACGCAGCCGCAGUUGGGCCUCGAGAAGGGAAUGAGUAGCCCCAUCUCGGCCUCCACUUUGGCGGUGGGUCCCGAUGAGGUGGUGGAGAUAGAGGGACCGGUUUCCGCCGCUGCUCCGCAGAGAUCGGACCCCUCGGCCGCCGUCGAUCCGGCGGAGUAUGCCUCGAUGUUGAAGGAGAAGCUUGAUCUGUAUUGCGCCGCUGUCGCCUUGUCCAGGAGUUCUAGUGCAGAUCCUCAAAGUUGUGUUUCCAUAGCUGAUACCAGUUUGCUGUCUUCAGAUUCUUUGCAAUAUCAAUCUCAGGCAUCUACAAAUGAUGAUGUUGAACUUGAUAAAGAAGCAGAAGCAUUAGAGACUCUAGAAGUUGCCCAAGUGAAACGUGUAAAAAGGAUGCUUUCAAACAGAGAAUCGGCAAGGCGUUCAAGAAGGAGAAAACAAACACAUCUAAAUGAGCUUGAGGACCAAGUUUCACAAUUAAGAGUUGAGAACUCCGUGCUUUUAAACCGUCUCACUAACAUGAAUCAGAAGUACAAUGAAGUUGUGGCUAAUCGUAAGAUACUGGAAGCAGAUGUGGAAACUUUGAUCUCCCAGGUGAAGAUGGCAGAGGACAUUGUGAAAAGGGUAACAGGAAAGUGCCCUUCCGAUCAUGCUAUUUCAACAAUCGGCACCCUGGGCGUCAAAGCAAAACCCCCAUCUGAAGCAACUUCCGAUACUGUUAUUGCAAUCCCUGAUAACUCAAUUUAUUUCUACUUGGGUUCAGCUGAUGAAGAGAUAGUAAACACAUGCCUCAUGGAUAUCACCUCUGGUCUGCCUUGCAAAGAUGCCCCCCACUGGGAUCUAGACCAGGGGAAAAUGCACCGACCUGGUUCGAUACGACGAGUGGGUAGCUUGGAGCUACUCCAGAAAAUAAUUUGCCGGGAACCAAACUCUUGCACGUCUUUACAAAGGGAUGCUGACUACCUCGUGGGACCCAACGACCUUUGAAUAACAAGCUGAACUCGAAUGUAGCUCAAUUCUGGUACUCUCGCCGUAUCUGUUGAAUUUAUUAGCUUGUCGCACAUAGUGAGCAUGGAUGCUUGUAUGAGAUGUUCAGGUGAGAUCUCUGAAUCUGUAAGUUCAUGAAUCGUGUUUCAGUCAAUCUAUCGAUUUUCUUUGCCUUGUGUGGACUAAAA